Molecule: messenger RNA, 1700 nt
Organism: Lynx canadensis (Canada lynx)
Lineage: Eukaryota; Metazoa; Chordata; Mammalia; Carnivora; Felidae
Gene: JAGN1
Product: jagunal homolog 1
Exons: 2
Coding region: 143-694 (183 amino acids)
Biological process (GO): vesicle-mediated transport; granulocyte colony-stimulating factor signaling pathway; endoplasmic reticulum organization
Cellular component (GO): endoplasmic reticulum membrane
Source: RefSeq, a predicted model, not a curated record
AGAAGCCGGAAGUUGUCCCCACAGAACCGCGCGGCUGUUAGGGUGGCGAGUGGAGGCUGUGGUAACCGGGUGUUUAGGGUUCUUGGCCCGGUAGUUGCGGCGAGGGUCGGUGUAAGGGGCUCCGGGAUUUGGGGCGGGGAUAAUGGCAUCUCGGGCAGGCCCGCGAGCGGCCGGUACCGACGGCAGCGACUUUCAGCACCGGGAGCGCGUCGCCAUGCACUACCAGAUGAGUGUGACCCUCAAGUAUGAAAUCAAGAAGCUGAUCUACGUGCAUCUGGUCAUAUGGCUGCUGCUGGUUGCCAAGAUGAGUGUGGGACACCUGAGGCUAUUGUCGCAUGACCAGGUGGCCAUGCCCUAUCAGUGGGAAUAUCCGUAUUUGCUGAGCAUUGUGCCCUCUCUCUUGGGCCUCUUCUCCUUCCCUCGAAACAACAUUAGCUACCUGGUGCUCUCCAUGAUCAGCAUGGGGCUCUUUUCCAUAGCUCCUCUCAUUUAUGGCAGCAUGGAGAUGUUCCCUGCUGCACAGCAGCUCUACCGCCAUGGAAAGGCUUACCGCUUCCUCUUUGGUUUUUCUGCCGUCUCUGUCAUGUACCUGGUGUUGGUGCUGGCAGUCCAAGUGCAUGCCUGGCAGUUAUACUACAGCAAGAAGCUCCUAGACUCUUGGUUCACCAGCACACAGGAGAAGAAGCGUAAAUGAAGCCUGCCUGAUGGACUGCUCUGUGGGGUUGAAGCCUGGGCCUCCCAUUGAGUGGAGUGAGAAGUAGAGGAGCUGCUCUGAAAUCUUUGGUGAUUUUGUCAGCUGUGAUGUUGGCAGCUAGUGCAAACGCAGUCCACGUUCUGGAAAGCCCCUCCUGUUGCCAUCAGCUAAGGUGGCAAAACUAUAUUUAACUUAUUCCUGGUUGGCUGGAACUGGGUGAUCAACAACUGUAGAACAAACUUGUUGAAGUUGAAGCCCUUCUGGGGUUUUCUUUAAGACCGAGCCUCAUCCUUGCCUCUUGGUCAUUCUCUCCACUUUCAUCAAUUACCCCUUAGCCACCAAGACUGAAGGAGAUAGGGAAUAAAUCAAAUUCUACUUCAAUCUAUAGAUUGUGGGGCAGGAAACAUUUGCGAGGCUCCCCCUGCAGGCUGUGGCAUUUUAAUGAAAAGAACUUCAAUAAAUUUAGAACUGCCUUGUCCACCCUGUGCCUUGUGUUGGGAUUUGACAGAGUGUGAAAGGUAUGUUGCUUGAGUGGCCUUAGGCCCUAGGAGGUAGGUAGUUUCCUGAGAAACCUGGAAAUAGCCAUAGAGAAGUGAAGUGGGCAUAGGGAACAUAAGUCAUAGUAGCAGCCCUGCAACUGAUUACCAGAAACUACCAUGGGCCGUACAUUUAAUCUCCACCUGUAAAAUGGUCCAGUCUCAUUUAUCCUGCUUGGGUUAUGGGUUCUUUUGGUUGGAUAUUCAUGUUUAUCAUUCACUGUUAACAGAUCGUCAGUUAUGUGUCUAAUAAUAUAUUAUGGCAUCCAAAAGAUUUUUAAAGUAUCCCUGCAUGUAAGGGAGCUUGCAAUCUGGGUGAAGCAUGAUAUACAUGUGAAACAACUAAUGAGCACGGGAUCUGAUGGCAUGGAACAGAUAAGUUAAAAAUGGAAAUGGGAAAGAGACCUGUGAACUAAAGGCUCUUUUCACACCUAAAAGUCUGACAUACAGUAAAUAUUUAUUGCAGGAAA